Molecule: messenger RNA, 851 nt
Organism: Amyelois transitella
Lineage: Eukaryota; Metazoa; Arthropoda; Insecta; Lepidoptera; Pyralidae
Product: bifunctional endo-1,4-beta-xylanase XylA-like
Exons: 4
Coding region: 101-676 (191 amino acids)
Molecular function (GO): protein binding; serine-type endopeptidase inhibitor activity
Source: RefSeq, a predicted model, not a curated record
UGAGUUUAUAAAGCGUAAACGCAGCAGAGGCCGGCCAGUUGACAGCUACACCACGGCGUGUUCACUUUGUAUAUUUUUUUAGUUAAUUUAUUAGUAAACAAUGAAUAAAUUAUUCAUAGUGUUUCUUGUCGUGGCGGUGGCCUGUCCAGCCUUUGCAAUGGUUUUUAGGCACAAAAGACAAUCAAACAAUAACGAAGACACUCUAGAUGAUAGGUAUGGAUGGGACAGCCAAAACCAACGACCGUGGCAGAACCAAAACCAAUUUCCUCGGCAAAAUCAAAACGGUGGAGGGCGGUUUCCCUGGCAAAACCAGAACCAAAAUGGUGGUGGUCAAUUUCCUUGGCAAAACCAAAAUGGUGGUCAGAACCAAAACGGCGGACAGGGACAAUUUCCUUGGCAAAAUCAAAAUGGUGGUCAGGGACAGUUCCCGUGGCAAAACCAGAUUCAAAGUACUACAACUCAAGCGCCUAAUGGAAAUGGGGGAAGUUCAAAUGCGCAGGAGUGCAUGCGGAACUGCCCGGUGACACCAGAAUAUAAUCCAGUGUGCGGUACUGACAAUGUCACAUAUACCAACCCUGGGCGGCUGGGGUGUGCGCAAGCGUGCGGUGUCAAUGUGUCGCUCCUGCGGUCAUCACCUUGUCCCACCACUACUACCACGCAGGCGCCUGCUAGCUGAAAUAUCAACUUUGUCAAUUAAAUUAAUUAAGUCCUUCGAGCAAUGUAAAUUUUUAUAUAAAAAAACUGUAUAAAACAUGUGACUGAGUAAAUGAAAGGUUUUCUAUUUUUAUAUAACAUUUGUUUUAAAAGAGAUAAUUAUUUAUUAUUUGUGCGCCGGCUGGUUUUGCAUAGCU